CAUUCAAUACCGUGGUAAGCGCCUACACAACAUAAACCAAAAUGUCACGGCGCCUCAAGUUCUUCAAGAAUGGUUUGAUCACUCAGUCAUAUUUUCUGCCAACGAUGGUGUGUAUUCUGAUAACUGUCCUAAUUUAUCAUCAACAUCAACGUGAUUUAAGGUUGAUUUCAGAAGCUCCGAAGACUUGCACCCAAACUGUGAAUGUCGCUGAGCUGAGCACCGACCAAGUUUCUUCAACCAUUGAUUUUGUCAGAGUAUCGUCGGCUGUCAAUUCAAAACCGGCGAAAAGUUUGAUCGAAGCAACUGUGUCUGCGACAAAAUCGACAAACUUUACUCCCAUCAACGACGCACUGGCGAAACAAAUGUGGGACGGCAAAAAUGAAACGUGUAACCAGACGUGUCAGUCUAUCAUCACACAAGUCAUACGGUCAGGUUCAAGUCUUCAGAGGCGUGUCACUAAGGAAGGUGUAGAGGAAUGGAUGGAGAACGGCGUCAUCUUCCGUCAGCCAGUGCCAACCAAAUCAACCGACCCGUACCCAAGUCCAUACGUCCCUGAGUUGGAGCCUUUUGUUCCGUUUAAUUCCUCCACGUUUUUUGAAGACCAGCGGGAAGCCCGAGCUGUGACUGACAAGAAAAAAAUAAUUCUAUGGUACAUACCAACACGGUAUUGGCCAAAGAUGGACAGCUUAAAUCCCUUAAGGUUUUGUCCGGAUUUUCCUUGUGUGAUAACUACAAAUAAAACGUUUGCUGAACAGAGUGCUGCUAUGAUCUUUGCAGGUGAACUUCUUCGUACACCUCCACCAAAACGGCGUCCAGACCAAGUGUUUAUUUUUAACAACCACGAGCCACCCAAUGAGCAAUGGUGGCGCGACAGUGUCAUUAAGAACGAUAGCUUCGGGUGGAAGGAUGCCUUUAACUGGACCAUGACGUACCGGAUGGACUCUGACGUCACUUCCUUGUAUGGAAUCAUACGAAGGCGGUUUAAACCGAUCACUCGAGAUUAUAAAUCUAUCCUGGCCAAAAAGACAAGGAAAGCUGCUGUGCUUAUUAGCAAUUGUAGAACGAUUGGAAAACGAGAAACAUAUAUCGAAGAGCUACAGAAAUAUAUUCCUGUGGACGUGUAUGGGUUCUGCGGAAACUUUUCUUGCCCACGAGCUGAAGACGAUAAAUGUUUCCAAAACAUCGACACCAACUACAAAUUUUAUUUAUCCUUCGAAAAUUCAAUGUGUGAGGACUACAUAACGGAAAAGUUCUUUAGGUACAUUAGCACCAACACAAUCCUAGUGGUCCGUGCAAGCAAUGAGUACUCACGCCACGCCCCUCCAGAAGUUUUCAUCAACACGGCAGAUUAUGCCAGCCCUAAAGAGCUCGCGGACAAGCUGCUUUACCUGGACCAACAUGACAGCGAGUACAUCCGUUUUUUACAAGAGAAGGACAAGUACGUAAGCAUUUAUGAGGACAUCCCCAUACGAGAUGGAGGUGGUCAAAUAUAUUUUAUGCACUAUCAUUAUGAAAACGUACCGAUUUGUCAAAUAUGUAUGAGGCUGUGGAAUCUAAAAUCACACUCUAAAGUCAUUCCAGACAUUAAGGAAUGGUUCACAAAGAAGAUGUGUCGUCCACCGCUAGAUAUCUGACCUAUAUAUAUAUAUAUAUAUAUAUAUAUAUAUAUAUAUAUAUA
Messenger RNA from Physella acuta, 1678 nucleotides. RefSeq names its product alpha-(1,3)-fucosyltransferase C. The record is from RefSeq and is a predicted model, not a curated record. Gene Ontology annotation, molecular function: fucosyltransferase activity. NCBI's taxonomy places the organism in Eukaryota, Metazoa, Mollusca, Gastropoda, Physidae. Gene Ontology annotation, cellular component: membrane.